AUGUCCGAGGAGCUGGCCACGGGCCCCAAGGAGAGCCCGCCGGCGCCGCGGGCAGGCCCCCGCGAGGUGUGGAAGAAGGGCGGCCGCCUGCUGUCAGUGCUGCUGGCCGUGAACGUGCUCCUCCUCGCCUGCACGCUUAUCAGCGGCGGCGCCUUCAACAAGGUGGCGGUGUACGACACCGACGUGUUCGCGCUGCUCACCACCAUGAUGCUGCUGGCUGUGCUCUGGAUUCUCUUCUACCUCCUUCGCACCGUGCGCUGCCCAGGCGCCGUCCCCUACCGGGACGCGCACGCCGGCCCCAUCUGGCUCCGAGGUGGGCUGGUGCUGUUUGGGAUCUGCACUCUCGUCAUGGAUGUCUUCAAGACCGGCUACUACUCCAGUUUCUUUGAGUGCCAGUCAGCCAUCAAGAUCCUGCAUCCUCUCACCCAGGCUGUGUUUGUCAUUGUCCAGACUUACUUUCUCUGGGUCUCCGCCAAAGAUUGUAUUCACACCCACCUGGAUCUGACACGAUGUGGUCUCAUGUUCACCCUCACCACCAACCUGGCUAUCUGGAUGGCAGCCGUGGUGGAUGAAUCCGUGCACCAGGCCCACUCCCACAGCAGUUCUCAUGGCAACACCAGCUACACCCGCCUCACUCAGGACUGGGAGCGUGCGGGCAGCGCCGCCGGAGGAGACUGCUCCUGCAACACGGCCGUCUGCCAGGUCUUCCAGCAGGGCUACUUCUACCUGUAUCCCUUCAACAUCGAGUACAGCCUCUUUGCCUCUACGAUGCUCUACGUCAUGUGGAAGAAUGUGGGCAGGCUGCUGGCCUCCUCGACCCACGGCCACAACCACACCCCAUCCCCCAUCAGCCUCUUCCGGGAGACCUUUUUUGUUGGUCCCAUCCUGGGCCUGAUACUCUUCGUGGUAGGGCUGGCCGUCUUCAUCAUCUACGAGGUCCAAGUAAGCGGGGAGACGGGCCGCACCCAGCAAGCCCUGGUCAUCUACUACAUCUUCAACAUCGUCUGUCUGGGGCUCAUGACCUUGGUCAGCCUGAGUGGCUCAGUCAUCUACCGUUUUGACCGCCGAGCCAUGGACCAUCAUAAGAACCCCACACGCACCCUGGACGUGGCCCUGCUGAUGGGUGCUGCCCUGGGCCAGUAUGCCAUCUCCUACUACUCUAUCGUGGCCGUGGUGGUGGGCACACCCAGGGACCUGCUGGCAGGGCUCAACUUAGCCCAUGCUCUGCUCAUGAUUGCGCAGCACAUCUUCCAGAAUGUGUUCAUCAUUGAGAGUCUCCACCGGGGACCCCCCGGGGAUGAGACUCAUGGCACUCCCCCCAGGGAGCCCUGCCAAGGUCUUACCUUUGCCAACCUGGAUGCCCUCCACACCUUGCCUGCCUGCCCGCCCCCCGCCGAGCUAGUUGGCCCCAGCCCAGCAGGACCUCAGGAAGCAGUGAGCAUCACCUCAGCCCCCAAGGACCACUGGAGAAGCAGGUGCUUGAAGGACAUUUCUCUGUUUCUCCUGCUCUGCAACAUCAUCCUGUGGAUCAUGCCUGCCUUCGGGGCCCGCCCUCACUUCAGCAACACGGUGGAGGUGGACUUCUACGGCUACUCCCUCUGGGCAGCCAUCGUCAACAUCUGCCUGCCUUUCGGCAUCUUCUACCGCAUGCAUGCUGUCUCCAGCCUGCUGGAGGUCUACGUGCUGUCCUGAAGCCCCAGCAGAGACACAGGGAGCAGGGCUCAGCUCAUGUACCCACCCAGAGACCCCCAGGAAUGAAUCAUACAACUACCCAUUCUCUGCCGGCCCCAGAGUGGAAUUUUCACCAAAAUUAUUUUUCCAGGAUGAGUUUUUAAAUCACAAUCAGGACAUGCACAUCCAUCCCAGAACGCUCCUGGAGCAUGGGGUGACUAGAGGAGGAAGACCUCUCUCCCUGCCUUGUUUCUAGGACCAGGCAAGAUCUGGAAGUGUCCUAGACUCUGGCUCUACCCCAACCCCAGGCCUGUGGCCUGACCAGUGCUGCUGCCUAGAGCUG
This is a messenger RNA of Camelus dromedarius (Arabian camel), 2014 nucleotides long. It is a transcript of the gene OTOP2, whose product is annotated as otopetrin 2. NCBI's taxonomy places the organism in Eukaryota, Metazoa, Chordata, Mammalia, Artiodactyla, Camelidae. Gene Ontology annotation, cellular component: membrane. Bases 1 to 1692 code for a protein of 563 amino acids. Gene Ontology annotation, biological process: proton transmembrane transport. The transcript has 6 exons. The record is from RefSeq and is a predicted model, not a curated record. Gene Ontology annotation, molecular function: proton channel activity.